AUGGGUCUUUUCGGUCGCAAGAAGGAGGCCGAGUCUCCUUCAGACAUCGUCUCGCCUACCGCCGAGGCCGCCUCACCAGAGAAGAAUGCUCCUCUCUCCCACAGCAGCCCUCCGCCGCCGCCGCCGGCGUACGAGUCCAACGACAUCAUUGGCGAAAAGUCGCCCGGUGUCGCGAGAAUCGAGGCUCUGUCCGCCGCCAUCACCACCACUGACCGCUACUUCAUCUUCUUCGGCGUCUUCUUAGUCGCCUACGCUUAUGGCCUCGACGGAACUCUGCGUUAUGCCUACCAGCCCACCGCCACGAGCAGCUACGCCACGCACUCUCUCCUGGCCACCGUCAACGUCCUCCGCUCCGUCAUCGCCGCCGCCGCCCAGCCCACGUCCGCCAAGAUCGCCGACGUCUUUGGCCGUGUCGAGCUCAUCUGCGUCUCCGUCAUCUUCUAUGUCGUCGGCACCAUUGUUGAGGCCUGUGCCACCGAGGUCAAGGCCUUUGCCGCCGGCGCAGUCAUUUACCAGGUCGGCUACACCAUGAUCAUGCUGCUCGUCGAGGUCAUCGUGGCCGACAUCACCUCCACCCGCGCCCGUCUGCUGUUUAGUUACAUCCCCGCGUUGCCCUUCAUCAUCAACACGUGGGUCAGCGGUAACAUCUCUGCCCUGGUUCUCGGCCAAAGCACCUGGCAAUGGGGUAUCGGCAUGUGGUGUAUCAUCUACCCCUUCUGUGCCCUCCCCCUCAUCGUCAGCUUGUCCAUCGUCGGCCGCCGCGCCAGAAAGCAGGGCCUGCUUGACGCCUACGCGUCCCCUUUCCGCAUGCUUGGACCCAAGAAGUUCCUCGUUGAGCUGUUCUGGCAGCUCGACAUUAUCGGCAUUAUCCUGGUCAUCGCCGUCUUCGCCCUGAUCCUGGUUCCUCUCACCAUUGCCGGUGGCUUCUCAACGACAUGGCGCGAGGCUCACGUUAUUGCGCCCCUCGUCAUCGGCAUUCUUUGCAUCCCAGUCUUCGUUGUGUGGGAGAUGAAGGCCAAGCACCCUCUCGUUCCCUUCUUUUUGAUGCGCGACCGUGGUAUCCUGGCACCUCUUGGUAUUGCGCUGGGCCUCAACUGGGCCUGGUACAUGCAGGGAGAUUACCUCUACACCGUCUGCAUUGUUGCCUUUGACUUCAGCAUUGCGUCCGCCACCCGCAUCACGUCGCUGUACUCAUUCUGCAGUGUCAUCGCCGGUUUUAUCCUAGGCUUCAUCGUCUUCAAGGUCCGCCGCCUCAAAUACUUCAUCAUCGCCGGCACCAUGCUCUUCAUGGUUGCUUUUGGUCUCCUGAUCCACUACCGUGGCUCGCCCACGUCCUCCGGACAGAGCGGUGUCAUUGGCGCCCAGGUCCUCCUCGGUAUCGCAGGUGGUAUGUUCCCCUACCCUGCGCAGGCCUCGCUCCAAACCACCCUGAAGCACGAGCACCUCGCCAUCAUGACCGGUCUGUACCUUGCCACCUACAACAUCGGAUCCGCCUUCGGCAACACCGUCUCCGGAGCCAUUUGGACCCAGGUUUUGCCUUCCGUCCUCGAGAAGAACCUUGCGCCCUUUGGCAAUGAUACUCUGGCUACCGUCACCUAUGCCCAGCCUUUCGUAGCCAUUGCUGAAUACCCCGUCGGAACUCCAGAGCGCGCCGCCAUCAUUGACUCGUACCAGCACGUCCAGCGUCUGCUUACCAUCACCGGUAUCUGCUUGACUGUACCUCUCAUCGCUUUCGCCUUCCUUCUGAGGAACCCCAAAUUGAACGACGAGCAGACUCUCGCUGUCGAGGACAACCCUAUGGGCGGCGCGGAGAACACCGACAACCUCGCCAACAAGAUUUGA
Colletotrichum orchidophilum is the source of this 1842-nucleotide messenger RNA. RefSeq names its product major facilitator superfamily transporter. Gene Ontology annotation, cellular component: vacuolar membrane; endosome. Gene Ontology annotation, biological process: transmembrane transport; intracellular iron ion homeostasis. The transcript has a single exon. The record is from RefSeq and is a predicted model, not a curated record. Bases 1 to 1842 code for a protein of 613 amino acids. Gene Ontology annotation, molecular function: siderophore-iron transmembrane transporter activity. NCBI's taxonomy places the organism in Eukaryota, Fungi, Ascomycota, Sordariomycetes, Glomerellales, Glomerellaceae.